UAAGGGGUGAGAGUCCUUCCACUCAAUGCUGUCACACAUUGUCACAGGUUGUCCAUUUUGAAGCCUGCAUAGGACACUUUACAAUUUCAGGAGACUCCAUAUGAAUUCUGUCCAUUGAACCUAUUAGGAAAUCAUGGGUAAUAGGGUAGUUCGGGGUAAUUUUGAAUGGGUUUACACGGACCAGCCCCAUUCCGACAGGAGGAAAGAGAUACUGGCCAAGUACCCUGAGAUCAAGAACCUGAUGGGUCCUGACCCGCAUCUCAAGUGGAUUGUCUCCUCCAUGGUUCUCUUCCAAAUCCUUUGCUGCUAUCUAGUCCAUGACCUGUCCUGGAAGUGGCUAAUCUUCUGGUCCUACGUACUUGGAGGUGUUAUUAAUCACUCCCUAACUUUAGCUAUCCAUGACAUUUCUCACAACGUAGCCUUUGGCAACAAAUCGGCAAAAUUGAACCGUUUCUUUGGGAUGUUUGCCAACCUUCCAAUUGCGAUGCCCUACUCAACAUCGUUCAAGAAAUAUCACAUUGACCAUCACAGGUACCUAGGAGGAGAUGGCUUGGAUGUUGACAUCCCCACAGACUUUGAGGGACAUUUCUUCUGCACCCCAACACGCAAAGUUGUAUGGAUUAUUUUACAGCCCCUACUCUAUGUCUUGCGACCGCUGUACGUCAACCCAAAACCUGUCACCCACCUGGAGAUUAUAAAUGCUCUGGUACAGUUCUCGUUUGACUGGGUCCUCUACUCUCUGUGGGGUCUGAAACCAGUUGUAUAUCUGCUGGCUGGGUCUAUAUUGUCUAUGGGAUUUCAUCCCAUAUCAGGGCAUUUCAUAGCAGAACACUACAUGUUUCUCAAAGGUUUUGAGACAUAUUCCUACUAUGGACCUCUUAACUGGUUGACCUUCAAUGUUGGAUACCACAUGGAGCAUCAUGAUUUUCCCAGUAUUCCUGGGAGCAAACUUCCGCUGGUGCGUAAAAUCGCCUCCGAGUAUUACGAUACGCUUCCUUACCACACUUCAUGGGGACGAGUCCUCUGGGAUUUCAUUUUCUGCAAAGAACUGGGACCCUUCUCACGAGUCAAGAGAGAGUGCGAACUGGCAAAAAAGGACUAAAAACCGAUAGAUUGUAAAAAAUAUAAAACUAUUUAUUAAAUCUCUCCGUUUAUAGGAACUGCAGUGUUAUGGUAUAUCUCAUGUCAACAAAAAAAUAUAAACCCAAAAUGUUUUAAUUUA
Messenger RNA from Bombina bombina (fire-bellied toad), 1222 nucleotides. RefSeq names its product sphingolipid delta(4)-desaturase/C4-monooxygenase DES2. Bases 134 to 1102 code for a protein of 322 amino acids. Gene Ontology annotation, molecular function: sphingolipid delta-4 desaturase activity. Gene Ontology annotation, cellular component: membrane. Gene Ontology annotation, biological process: ceramide biosynthetic process; sphinganine metabolic process. The transcript has 4 exons. The record is from RefSeq and is a predicted model, not a curated record. Lineage: Eukaryota; Metazoa; Chordata; Amphibia; Anura; Bombinatoridae.